AUGGCUCUGCCGCGUCCGCUGGCUCAGGGCAGCCCGGAGGUGGCGCUGGUCACCUGGGAAGAAGGAGUUUGCCUGUCCGAGGUCAUCCGGCGGCCGUUUACGGCGAGCAGCAUGGAGGACAGCGAGAUCGCCGCGCGGAUGACAGCUGCGAAGAUGCUUGCCAGGGUGUUCUGGAAGCUCCUCUUUCGUCACCGCAUCGCACUGGGUGGCCUCUGCGCAGGCAAUGUCCUGCUGCGAACCGCCAUGGAUGACGAGGAUCAUUACCAGGUAGUUCUCCUUCGUUGUGGUCUCUGCCGCCAGGUGGACCAGGCCACUGUUGACGAUGUGCGGGAGAUUGCCUCUGCUGUGCACAGAGGUGCAUCCCCUAGGGAGCUCGGGGAGCUGUUCUUGAGCCGAGUCCACGGGCGAGCCGGCGGCCGGCCGGAGGAGGUUGUGGACCCUGAGGGCUUUUACUCCAGCAUUGCCAGUCUACUGGGGCUCACCUGCCUGGCAGAGAGUGGCGGAAGCGGCGUGACGCAGCCGCUGCGCGGAGCGCUGCUCCUUCACCGGGGCCUGGAGAAACUCCGGAGCCACGGAGUCCGUGCGAGCGCCGCCCAUUUGCAAGUGGCCACUGCGGCGGUAGCCGCUCAUGGUGUUUGCUCCCGUCUGGAUCCCUUCAGUGACGGCUGCCUUUAUGAGGCACUCCUGGAGGUGGAGGGCGGCAAGUUCUGA
Messenger RNA from Symbiodinium necroappetens, 711 nucleotides. Lineage: Eukaryota; Dinophyceae; Suessiales; Symbiodiniaceae. The record is from the annotation of a GenBank genome assembly.